CAUCAUUUCAUCCGCUCCGCAAAAUAAAGUUUCUCAACAGUUUCCAAACAUUAACUAAUCCACAAUGCUAGCAUUAUCUCCUAAUGUAUUUCCAGCCUUUGGAUGGCCUUUGGAGGAUCCCACAACCGUUGAUCAAGUCUCUUACUUCUCUAGAGAUCAGGCUCAGCCUACUACAACAUGUACUAGUACUAACACUCUUCUUUAUCAUCAGAAUCUUCAUCACUCCACAUCGUUCACAGCUUGUAAUAGUGGCGAUGAUCCUAAUAACAUAAGUAAUUACAAGAAGCUUAAUCAUAAUGCAAGUGAGCGUAAUCGUCGCAAGAAGAUGAACGCUCUCUAUUCUUCUCUCCGGUCUCUAAUUCCGUCCUCCGAUCCAAUGAAGAAACUAAGUAUACCAGCAACAAUUUCAAUGGUGCUGAAGCACAUACCAGAACUCCAACAACAAUUGCAGACAUUGGUCCGACGGAAGGAAGAAGUUUUACUACAAUUAUCAAAGCAGGAUCCUCAAAUUAUUAAUCCUCAACUAAACAAAAGAAAAAGCACUUCUCAAAACACUCUCUCAUUAGUCUCUGCUAAUCAACUCAGUGACAGAGAAAUUGUCUUGCAAAUUUCAACCCAUAAUAAUACAACUCGUUUGUCUGAAAUCUUGCUUCUUUUGGAGGACGAAGGCCUUGCUUUGAUUAAUUCUUCUUCCUUUCAAUCUUCUGAUGGCAGGGUCUUUUACAAUUUACAUUUUCAGGUGGAAGGAAGUUAUAGAAUGGAGUAUGAUGCUUUAAGUGAGAAGAUUGCAUCGUUAUAUGAGAAGAAGGAUGAAUUGUUUCGUGAAUUUCAUUAUGUUAGAUAACUUAAGUAGCUGUCGGUUAAGAAAAAUAUUCAGAGACAUUUCUUGUUUUAAUUAUCAAAUGUACUAGAGUUUUAUUUAUCAAAUGUAAAUUGUAUUUAUAGUUAAGAAUAAUAAUGAAAAAGUAUCUGAAUUUGUAUAA
Molecule: messenger RNA, 983 nt
Organism: Mercurialis annua (annual mercury)
Lineage: Eukaryota; Viridiplantae; Streptophyta; Magnoliopsida; Malpighiales; Euphorbiaceae
Product: transcription factor ORG2-like
Exons: 3
Coding region: 65-844 (259 amino acids)
Biological process (GO): regulation of transcription by RNA polymerase II
Cellular component (GO): RNA polymerase II transcription regulator complex
Molecular function (GO): protein dimerization activity; DNA-binding transcription factor activity, RNA polymerase II-specific; RNA polymerase II transcription regulatory region sequence-specific DNA binding
Source: RefSeq, a predicted model, not a curated record